This is a messenger RNA of Aspergillus steynii IBT 23096, 1442 nucleotides long. RefSeq lists its product as uncharacterized. The transcript has a single exon. The record is from RefSeq and is a predicted model, not a curated record. NCBI's taxonomy places the organism in Eukaryota, Fungi, Ascomycota, Eurotiomycetes, Eurotiales, Aspergillaceae. The coding region runs from base 495 to 950 and encodes 151 amino acids.
GGUUUGAUGCUGGACAAUCGUAUUCGAGUAGCUCGAGAUAAACAGACAAAUACGGAGGAUACCCAAUUACACAUAGAAUGGAUGUAUAUGAAACAAAAGAGAAAAGAGCCAAAAAGCAAUUCGCCCGCGCAAUGAGGCUAGGGGGAAGCACAGGAAAAGAUGGACAUGUGGAGCGCAUUCUGGACGAUCGGCCACCCCGACCCAGCAGGGAAUAUUGCUGAGUGCUUUCCCUGUUUGGUGGAGCAGAGAAUAAGCUUAGCAAGUGGUGGACGAUCGAUUCUGCGUCUAGGAGGGAUCAGAGGUUUGGAUCGACAGAUCUGGAGUUGUGUCAGAAGGAGCUUUUUUCAGGAGGGCCUGGAAGAGCAUCGUCAAAUCCCAUCGGCUCAACGCCGCAAAAAUACGAGGUCGAAACAGAAAAACAAUCAUACCGACUUGUAUUUCCCGAAGCCAAAACAAACGGACAGAAAAAAUAAAUAAAAGUCAAGUCAAGUGGAAUGGACGUUCCAGACAGACAGCGAGACCCAGAAAAAAAAGGGGGAGUAGAAAGCGUUGAUGCUCCCUUGCAUCGGGGAAUGCAUGACAGAUGGGGAAUGGAGGGAGAUGGGCAGAAACUGAAAGACAGCGGAGUCGGGGCAGUUGUGAGGCAUCAACCGAUAGGAUCCAGAACCAUUGGAUGGGUUUCCUUAUCGGUUGUCAUAGGAAAUAUCUCCAUCAUCGACUCCCGUCCUCGAGUUAAGGUACUGCCCACCCAGGGACCGGGUACUGCAACCACCACCGGUCUCCGUUGGGAACCAUUGCAGCGAGGACGGCUUACGGCGUCUUCGCGAGUGGUGAAUAAUACACAUGGCAUAUCAGAGUAUGAAUGGCUUGUUCUUCUCGAGCUUCUGCGCCAGACCCGGCCUCUGAUGGCGGAUGAUCCGGCGAUGAUUUGUCGUGCUGACGGGGUCUGAUAAUAACCAUCAAUCUUAUUUCCCUCCGUACCGCUCCUUAUUGUUCGAUCCCCAGGAGAAUCGAAUAAUUACUAUUCAUCUGAUCCCAGGCUUUCCUCCGGACAUACUUACCCAGUAGUACUAAACAAUAAUUUCCACUCGCCCGCUCGUAUUUCCUCGCCAGUCGCCUGUCGCCUUCCCCUCUCGCACGGACACUUCCCCCUCCUCGAUCAAAGAACCAUUCCUCGUCUUCAGACAAACGGUCCCUGGUUUGCCCGGUCGGUCGUCCCUUCCAGCUCAUUCCAGUUGGUCUUCCUGUUGUUUCCCUUCGCUUCCCUCCCCCCCCUCUUCAGGAUCGGGUCAGGUGUUCUUGUCGCUUCGUUCUUUUGCACUUCCCGUCAGAUCGAGGUCACCGACCCGGCUCCAAACCAACCCCGAGGCUGCAAUACGAGACCCUCUUUCUCGUCAAUAUUUUCCCAUUAUUCCCCGCCGGGUAGAUGCAAGCGAGAGACC